This is a messenger RNA of Amphimedon queenslandica, 1520 nucleotides long. RefSeq names its product glutamate decarboxylase 1-like. Gene Ontology annotation, biological process: carboxylic acid metabolic process. The transcript is spliced from 13 exons. Lineage: Eukaryota; Metazoa; Porifera; Demospongiae; Haplosclerida; Niphatidae. Bases 31 to 1509 code for a protein of 492 amino acids. The record is from RefSeq and is a predicted model, not a curated record. Gene Ontology annotation, cellular component: cytoplasm. Gene Ontology annotation, molecular function: pyridoxal phosphate binding; carboxy-lyase activity.
UACAUCCGGUUUCAUCCUCAUCGAGUCAACAUGGCUAACCAAACUGGUAACUUUGGAUAUGACAGAGAUCUCUCUGGUCUAUUUGACGUCAUUGUUGGGCUGUGCAAGGACUAUAUGCUCCAGUAUGAAGACAGAGAUAGCAAAGUGAUAGAAUUUCGCAGCCCAAGCGAGAUAUCCUCACUCGUUGACAUGAGCCUACCAGAAGAGCCCGUUGAUGAAGACAGGAUAGUAGAGCAAGUGAAGAGCGUAUUAAAAUACUCUGUGCAUACAAACCAUCCGUAUUGUAAUAAUCAGUUGUGGUCCAGUGGAGUGGAUCAGGUUGGUCUACUGGGACAGUUCCUGACCUCCACUGUUCAUACGUUGAUGUAUACCUUUGAAAUGGCUCCUGUCUUCACUGUAAUGGAGGCCACCAUAUUGCAGAGACUGAGGCAGAUGAUAGGAUGGUCUGGUGGAGAAGGAGAUGGAAUAUUUACUCCUGGUGGCUCAAUUGCUAAUUUGUAUGGUUUGAUGGCUGCACGAUAUCAUAAAUAUCCAGAAACCAAAGAAAAGGGGAUACAGCAUUUACCACGUCUAGUUAUAUUUGGAUCUGAACAAUGUCAUUAUUCUAAUCAAAAGUCAGCCAUUAUAAUGGGGAUUGGGACUGAGGCUGUCAUUAAAGUUAAAUGUGAUCCCUUUGGUAAAAUGGAUCCAGUUGACCUUGAUAAACAAAUUGAAGAAGCUAAAACUAAAGGAUAUGCUCCAUUUGCCGUGGUAGCAACUUCAGGCAGUACAGUAAUUGGUGCUUUUGAUCCAAUCGGUCCAAUCGCUGACGUUUGUGAUAAGCACAAUCUGUGGCUGCAUAUUGAUGCUGCUUAUGGUGGAGGUGUUUUAUUUUCUGAUAACUACAGACAUUUAAUGGCCAAUGCACACAGAAGUGACUCCAUUACUUGGGAUCUGCAUAAAAGUGCUACUGUGCCACAGCAAUGCUCCGCCAUUUUAUUGAAACACAAGGGUUUAUUAGCAAUGUGUAAUUCGACAAAGGCAAGCUAUUUAUUUCAAAGAGAUAAACAGAAUUACGAUGUGAGUUUUGAUACUGGAGACAAGUCAAUACAGUGUGGAAGACUCAAUGAUGUAUUGAAACUAUGGAUCAUGUGGAAAGCUAAAGGAAAGAAUGGAUUUGCUAAACAAAUGGACAACUCGAUUGGGCUUGCCAAGUAUUUGGCAAAGAGAGUAAAGGAGAGAGACGACUUUGAAUUAAUAUUAGAGCCUGAGUACACUAAUGUUUGUUUUUGGUACAUUGCUCCAAGUGUGCGUGGGAUCACUGAUCAGAACGAAAGGAAACAAAAAUUGAACGGGAUAGCCCCCAAAAUAAAAGCAAGACUAAUGGCAGCUGGUACACUAAUGCUAGGAUACCAACCAUUAGGAGAAUAUCCUAACUUUUUUAGAAUGGUCACAACAUGCCCACAAGGCAAAGAAGCAGACAUGGACUUUUUACUAAAUGAGAUCAAAAGACUAGGAAAAGACUUGUAACAAUUUUAUAG